AUGACUUCAAAUGCUCCCAGCUCCCUUCAAAUAUCUGAAAUCGACUCGACUUUGACUGAUCACGACACGUCCGCAUCUGCACCCUCCCAUUCGACCCACAGCCCCGGAUCUCGAUUCAUUCAUCCUCGAAAACGCGAAAUGGACGAAAGAGAGGAGCUGGGCCAAGGGCCAUCAAACGCAAACGCGGCUAUCGGACAGUUCACCUUCGCCCCUACUACCAGAACUACGGUGGUGACCACCACCACAACCACGACCACCUCCUUCCCACCUUUGACAAUCAACCCCCCGCGAGCCGUCAAGGAUCUGGAUGCCCGACAGUACCCUCUCGCCUCAUCUCCCACUCCAGCGGCCUUAAGAAACCUCAAGUUCAAGAUUGGUGACAAGUCAAUCAUCUUCAACGAGCCCGAGGACACCACAAAUGCUGCUGCUGAGUACAAGGAGAAAAGCGAGGCGUUGAAAUCUUCAAAUGGCCAGAUUCGCUCCGUGAACUCGUUCAUGUCCGAGGGCGAGAACCCCACUCGGCGCCUGACCCCUCCGAGAAUAGCGAGUCAACCUUCUAGUCACCCUUUCAACACUCGCCGUCGUGCCGUCUCCCCCGUCACACUUUUCGAUCUUCGACCCUCGGUUGUUCUUCCACGAACUCGUCCGUCACGGGUUCCUUCUGAGCCCAUCACACGCCGCACUCGCCAAAGUGGCGUGGGAUCAACUCAUCUUGCCGCUGGCCUUGCCACUCCAGACACCGAAAGCAACCUGGGAGGACUUGGCGAAAAUGCGGCCCCAAGACCGAGAAUUCAUAGUUCAGUGUUUCCGCGCAGGGAACCCCCUUUGCCGUCACCUCUCUCCUCUGAAAUCGGAGCUAAAGGCUUGCAGGCAUCCAAUCAAAAUUCCUACUUGCAGAAUGCGUUGUCUGGGAUUCGUUCGAACCCUGCAACUCAAGAGUCUCAGGCCACUGAAGCGGAUGAGAGCUGUUCAACUGCACCUGAAUCGGCUUCAUUUGGUCAGGAUACAACAUAUGGAACCCAGGAAUCUACAUCCCAAGAAAGACCCGAGCUAAUGUCUCAACUAUCGGCAAUAGACAAUGCCAUGGCGCAAGAUAUGUGCCUCCCGAGCCCGAGUCUCUCACCGGUCGCUGCUAUGAAUGCCCUCCAUGGCGAAUCCUCCUUUGACUCAGAAGGACUUGACGUUGAUACGGAUUCCAGUCUAGAUCAUAAUGUCUCGCGUUUUUCCAGGGCUUUGCGGCUUCAGGAUGCAGAUGAGACUCGGGUAAAUGGCCAUUCUCUCGCAAACUCACGGUCACCUUCCUCGCUUUUAGAUAUGCCCAAGGUGUUGGAGUUCUUUGAUUCGGUGCCUGAUGAGGUCAAAACGUAUCUCAUGUAUCAAUUUCUUCGGAGAUGCCCUAAACCUACUCUCCAUUUCGUGGCCGAUGUGGUUAAUCCAACUUUGAAGUGCGAUUUCCUGGCUCUUCUGCCGCUCGAGCUCAGUCUCAACAUCGUCAAGUAUCUUGACGUUCAGACUAUGUGCCGUGCUGCGCAGGUGUCUAAGAGGUGGAGACACAUCACGAAUUCCGAUGAAAAGAGCUGGAAGAACCUCCUUGACCAGGAUGGAUAUCAUCUCUCAGACGGAGAACUAGAACGGGCUAUAAGACAGGGAUGGGGAUGGCAGUUGUCCAGCGGCCCUGAAGAUCACGAGGAAGAUCUCAGCGUUGUGGCUCUAUCCAGGGCGGAUAUGGAGGCGUCCCCUGUCCCUUCGAUGGCGGGUCCCAGCAGCAGAAGCCCUCUGGAGUCUCUGCCAAUCAACCGAAAAGGCAAGCGGAAAGCAAACACGCGUGCUUCAAGCCGGAAGCUUGCCAAGCGGAAGGUCUCAUCCAGUGGAGGAGAAAUCGCCGAUCCAGACUGGAGGAAAGACAUUGCCGCGUCCGAGGCCCCAUACGCCGCUGCCAACGCUGCAGCUGGGGCAGUGCCCUAUGCUGAAGUCGGUCUACCAUCUCUUCGUGGGCUGUUCCUCUUCAAGGUCCUCUACCGUCGCCAUGUUGCCAUCCACAAGGGAUGGAUGCAGCCGGAUGUCAAGCCGCAACAUAUCGCUUUCCGCGCUCAUGACCGCCAUGUUGUUACUUGCCUGCAAUUUGACGCCGACAAGGUUCUUACGGGAAGCGAUGACACCAACAUCAACGUGUACGACACCAAAACAGGUGCGUUGCAGGCAACAUUGGAGGGCCACGAAGGUGGAGUAUGGGCUCUUGAAUAUCAUGGCAACACGCUGGUCUCCGGCUCCACCGAUCGCUCAGUGCGAGUCUGGGACAUCGAGCGGGCUAGGUGUACUCAGAUCUUCCACGGCCACACCUCCACCGUCCGAUGCUUGCAAAUCGUCCUGCCUACCGAGGUAGGUAGAGAUGUAGAUGGUCAGCCUGAGAUCAUGCCUAAAGAGCCAUUGAUCAUUACUGGGUCUCGUGACUCGAACCUUCGGGUGUGGAAGCUUCCCAAAUCCGGUGAUCCAGUCUACUAUCAGAGUGGUCCUACAGUGGAUGACGCUAGCUGCCCAUACUUCAUGCGUGUGCUCUCCGGCCACCAGCACUCUGUUCGUGCAAUUGCAGCCCACGGUGAUACCCUUGUAAGUGGUAGCUACGAUUGCACUGUGAAGGUCUGGAAGAUUUCCACCGGACAGACUUUACACACUCUGCAGGGUCACACGAUGAAAGUGUAUAGCGUGGUUCUUGACCAUAAGCGCAAUCGUUGCAUCAGUGGAGCCAUGGACCACAUGGUCAAGGUGUGGUCACUAGACGAUGGAGCCGUCCUAUACAACCUCGAAGGCCAUACCUCCCUCGUUGGUCUGCUCGCUUUAGAGCACGAUUUCCUUGUCUCAGCCGCGGCUGAUUCCACUCUCCGAAUCUGGGACUCUGUCCACGGCCACUGCAAGAACACUUUGAGUGCACACACCGGUGCCAUCACCUGCUUCCAGCACGAUGGGCAGAAGGUCAUCUCCGGGUCCGAUCGCACGCUGAAGAUGUGGGAUGUGCGAAACGGCGAGUGUGUUCGAGACCUCCUCACAGACCUCAGUGGCGUGUGGCAGGUCAAGUUUAAUGACCGGAGAUGUGUUGCUGCGGUGCAACGUGACAGUUUGACUUAUAUCGAAGUUCUCGACUUCGGUGCUGCACGGGAUGGAGUCCCGGAAAGCAAGCUUGCGAAACGCAUUGUCGUCAACCGACGUGGACAGGAGGUCCUCGGCGGAAUUGAAGAUGAUGACGACUUGUCUGAUUGA
Molecule: messenger RNA, 3255 nt
Organism: Penicillium samsonianum
Lineage: Eukaryota; Fungi; Ascomycota; Eurotiomycetes; Eurotiales; Aspergillaceae
Product: F-box/WD repeat-containing protein
Exons: 3
Coding region: 1-3255 (1084 amino acids)
Molecular function (GO): protein binding
Source: RefSeq, a predicted model, not a curated record